Molecule: messenger RNA, 3147 nt
Organism: Eimeria necatrix
Lineage: Eukaryota; Apicomplexa; Conoidasida; Eucoccidiorida; Eimeriidae
Exons: 2
Coding region: 1-3147 (1048 amino acids)
Source: RefSeq, a predicted model, not a curated record
AUGAAGACCUGCCCUGCAGCUGCAUCAGCGCAGCAGCAGCAGCAGCAGAGGAGCCACAGUUCUGCUGCUGCUGCGCCCGUUGCUGCUGCACCUACUGCUGCUGCUGCUGCUGCGCCCGUUGCUGCUGCACCUGCUGCUGCUGCUGCCGCUUGCAGCAAUUUAGAAGCAGCAGCAGCGGCAACAACAGCAGCAGCAGCAGCAGCACGUCAUGUAGAACCAACGGCGGCAACAGCAGCAGCAACUGCAGCAGCAGAAACAGCAGCAGCAGAAACAGCAGCAGCAAAAACAACAGCAGCAACAACAGGUAGAACUGCGCAAAAUAGAAAGGCAGCAGCAGCAGCAGCGAGUGUUGCAAAACCAGCAGCAGAAGCAGCAGCAGCGAAUGUUGCAAAGCCAGCAGCAGCAGCAGCAAAUGCUGCAAAACCAGCAGCAGCAGCAGCAGCAGCAGCAGCAGCAGCAGCAGCAACUUACAAAACUGCUGCUGCCAAUUUUUCUCCCUUCUUUUUUGAGUUUUCAGAAAUACCGAAAGUUUGCAGCGAGCAAUUUGCGCUGUACAUACAGCCCAAGUCUGCUGCUGCUGCUGCUGCUGCUGCUGCAGCAGCAAGGGGAGCAGCAAAUGCAGCAGCAGGUGCAGCAGCAGCAGGCGCUGCUGCUGCUUCAACAGAUAGGGAGAGGAACUGCUGCGCUGCUGCUGCUUGCAGCAGCCUUUGGGCGGCAGCUCUUGAAUUCUGCUUCAGCCGAGCAGCAGCAGCUGCAGCAGCAGCAGCUGCUGCUGCUGCUGCUGCACCAGCAGCACCUGCAGCAGCAGCAGCAGCUGCUGCUGCAGCAGACGUAGCAGCAGCAGCUGCGGCCGCAGCCAUUGAUGUGAUCGGCAGCAACGCGCUGCAUGCAGCAGCAUCACCUGCUGCUGCUGCACUUGCUGCUACUGCUGCGCCUGCUGCUGCUGCUGCUGCACCUGCUGCUGCUGCUGCUGCUGCUGCUGCUGUGGACGCCGAUUGGGUGUCUUCUUUCUUGUCUCUCUCUUUCCUCCAAAGCAUCGCCAGACACAAACCGGAGCUUCUCUUCAGCGCAGAAUUUGCUGCUGCGCCUGCUGCUGCUGCUGCUGCUGCUGCUGCUGCUGCUGCUGCAGGCGAUGCUGCUGCUGCUGAGGUGGAGGCAGCAGCAGCAGGCUGCUCACAGGAGCAGAAGCAGCAGGAGCGACAGCAGCAGCUGUGCCCGCAAGAAGACGCAGCAGCACCAAGAGCAGCAGCAGCAGGUGCAGCAGAACCAGCAGCAGCAGGACAAGCGGCAACAAUCAGCAGCAGCUUGCAGCAGCAGCAGCUGCUGCUGCAGUUUGUGCUGCUGCAGUUGCAGUCGCUCCGCAGCAGCAGCAGCAGGGCAGGAAUGCGAACUGUAGCUGCGCUUUGCCGAGGCCUGCUGGUUCUAUACCAGCAGCAGCAGCAGCAACAGCAGCAGCAGCAGCAGCAACAGCAGCAGCAGCAGCAACAGCAGCAGCAGCAGCAGCAGCAAAUUUGUGCUUGCCUAGCUUUGAUGCUGCACUAUUUCGUUCCGCCUUUGCUGCUGAGAGCAGCAGCAGAGAAACGCUUUCUUGCUGCUGAGGCUGACGAAGCAAUUAAACAAUUGGCGCACUUGGCUGCUGCUGCUGCUGCUGCUGCUGCUGCUGCUGCUGCUGCUGCUGUGCCUGUGAUUCUUGAGUUUGCUGCUUUUCGCGUGUCUGUUGCUGCUGCAGCUGUUGCUGUGCCUUGGCUGAUCCCGCUGCUGCUGCAGCUGCUGCAGCGGCAGCUGCUAGCUGCUCGCACAGCAGCACCUGCAGCAAAGCUGCUGCUGCAGCUGCUGCAGCUCUCACUGGCACGACAGCAGCAGCAGCAGCAGCAAGUGCUGCAGCCGCAGCAGCAGCAAGAACACGAGCCACAGAAGAGAGCUGACGAGGAUGCUUCUGUUGCUGCUGCUGCUGCUGCCUCUGAGGGCUGCUCAAAGCAGCAGCAGCAGCAGCAGCAGCAGCAGCAGCAGUUUUUGCUGCAGCAAGUUGUGCGUCCCUGUUUGCUGCUGCUGGCCCCUCUCUCAAGGGCGCCGCAGCAGGAAGUGAGAGAAGCCGUGAGAGCAGCAGCAGCAGCAGCAUGCAGCUAUCCGUGGCAGCUCAGCAGCAGCAGCAGCAACAGCAACAGCAACAAAUGCAGCAGCAGCAGCAGCAGCAGCAGUUUUGAAGAAGAAGCAGCAGCCAAUGCUGCAUGCGGAGAUGCUGCUGCUGCUGCUGCUGCUGUGCAAGCAGCUGAAGAUCCACCUCGUCUUGCUUUGCUGCUGUCGCAGUUUGCCGAGGCAGCAGCAACAGCAGCAACAGCAGCAACAGCAGCAGCAGCAACACCAGCAGCAGCAGCAGCAGCUAAUGCUGCUACCGGAGCUGGCGGAUGUGCAGCAGCAGGUGGCGCUGCUGCUGCUGCUGCUGCUGCUGCUCAGCAGCUGCUGCGUGAAGCAUGGAGGGCCGCCCAAGGAAGACCCCAGAAGCCACUUAAAAGUGCUGCUGCUGCUGCUGCUGCUGCUGCAGCUGCUGCUGCUGCAGGGGGUGCAGCGAGUCGAGCCUUGUUGCACCCGAAGAGCCAAAGGCGCUCGCUUGCUGGGCAGCAACAGCAGCAGCAGCAGCAGCAACUGCAGCAGAGGCAGCAACGGCAGCAGCAGCAACAGCAGCAGCAAAGAGAGGUCAGCAAGCAGUCAGAUUCGUGUGGGGCUCAAACUGCAGCAACAGCAACAGCAGCAGCAGCACCGGCACCAGCUGCAGCAGCAACAACAGCUGCAGCGGUAACAGCUGCUGCUGCAGCAGCAACUGCAGUAGCAGCCACUGCAGCAGCAGCCACUGCAGCAGCAGCAACUGCAGCAGCAACUGCAGCAGCAAUUACACGAGGGACAAGAGCACCAGCUGCUGCCGCCGAAGCAGCAAAGAGAGACGACGCAGCAGCAGAGGAGAGAGAAGCAGCAGCACCGCCUCUAGGAGCUCUGAAGCAGCAGCAGCAGCAGCAGCAGCAACAGCAGCAGCAGCAGCAGCAGCAGCAGAAAAGGCCCUGCAAUCCUGUAGUUGUUUGCUGCCUUCAUGAAAACAAACGCCUUAAACAAAACGCAGUCAGCGAGCCCACUCUUCAAGCAGCAAGUCCAUGA